Messenger RNA from Blepharisma stoltei, 285 nucleotides. The record is from the annotation of a GenBank genome assembly. Lineage: Eukaryota; Ciliophora; Heterotrichea; Heterotrichida; Blepharismidae.
AUGCUGCUGAAGUCGCUGAUUCGAGCGUUCCUCUUGCUAAAAUGAGUGAGAUGUUUAACUUUACGUUGACAUCUGACUAUGCGGGUAUUGAAGACCCUCCUCAAAAGAAUAUAUCUGUGAUGAGAGAGCCUCAAGGAUCAAGAUAUGGAAGAGCUCUUUUGGUCACUCCCUGUUCUCCUGGGAAUUAUGACAACUCAGGUAUUUGCUCACCUUGUGGGACAAUGUGCGCUUAUUGUGAUGACAAUGGAAACUGUUUGGGCUGCCAAAACAACUAUACAAUGAUAA